CAUAAAAGGUCGCUCCAGUUCAAGCGGCGUCAAUUCAACUCGUAGACAUUGAAACUCAAACUAUUAUCUCUGCCAUUAAAAAGUUGACGCCGGCAACACAGAGCCGCCGCGUCAGUGGCCGGACGCUGCCAGUCGAGCGGGCGCACGCGGCGAGCAAUGUCGUGCGCGGGUGAUGCGCGGCCGUCCCGCGCCUCGUGAGCGCUGCCGGCAUGUGAUGUUCCGGAGACGCGCGCUGCGGCGGCGGCUAGCAGCCGCCGGCGCAAACCACAUCCCCGACGACACUCUCAGGAGACUCUCCCGCGCGCUGGACACCCCACCGGCCUCAGAAUGCGUGCCAGCGGACCCCAAUCUCAAACUCGUUGUGACCAGACUGUUCAGAUUCCCCGACUUGAGGGACCUCAACGAGCUGAGGCGCCUCCCGGUGUGCCGGGAACAGAACUGCUGCAAUCCUCACCAUUGGAGCAGACUGUCAGAACCCGAAAUCCCUCCCCCGCCAUACACGCCGUACGCGAUGGAUGACGUUAAAAGUAAAGACCACGGAGAGAGCACAGCAGACGCGAGGAGGACGGACCACGAGCGGCUAACUGCGGGCUCUCUCGCCACCGACGGCGAAGAGAAAGGCACAUGGGAAACGGAGUGGUGCCGGCUAGCGUAUUGGGAGCUGGCGCGGCGCGUGGGCCGGCAGUUCGGCGUGCGCGUGCGCUGCGUCGACGUGUUCGGCGGCGCCGGCGCCGGUCGCGCCGGGCUCUGUCUCGACGCGUUGGAGGACGCCACUAAAGCUGAUCAGGUGAAAAAGAUCCGAUCCAAAAUCGGUCUGGGCGUGACUCUCUCCCUGGAGCCGGACGGUGUGUGGCUGUACAACAGAAGCCAGCAGCCCGUGUUCUGCAGCUCGCCCGCGCUGGACGCGGCGGCGGCGCGGGCGCUGCUGGUGUGGCGCGUGCCGCCCGGCCACUGCCUGCGCGUGUUCGACCCGGCCGCGCCGCCGCCCGCGGCCUCGCUGCCGCACGUCGGCCCCGUGGACCCGCGCUCGGUGCGCAUCUCCUUCGCCAAGGGCUGGGGCCCCAAGUACUCGCGCCGGGACGUCACCGCCUGCCCCUGCUGGCUCGAGGUCCUCCUCGCGCCCCCCAGCUGACCCUAGUGCUCGUAAAACUUUUUAUACGGGAUUGUGUUUUUAUAAACGUUUUUACGGACGCGGUGUUCAUGAACUUAACCAAUUAUUUAUGUGAUGUUAAAAUUUAAACAGGUUUAUGUGGGAGGCCUUGUAACCAGUGAUUUUAAUGAAUGUUUUGUGUGAAUGUGCUCUCGCGGGAGACGCGGGUCGUUAGGAGAGCCCCCAUUGUCAUUACCGCAUUACUUCAUGUCAUUACCAUGUCACAUUCAGUCAUUACCGUGUCACGCCAUUUUUCGUGAAGUAACUCGCUGAAAUUGGAAAAGCCAAUUUUUUGUGGAGUGCGACUUAUUGCCUCUAACCGUUGCUGCGUUUUCUGUGAGCGUUGCUCUGUAUCACAUGGUUACAUCUACAAAUAUGUCAGCGACAUUCUGACAUUAAAUA
Cydia amplana is the source of this 1552-nucleotide messenger RNA. It is a transcript of the gene Dad, whose product is annotated as mothers against decapentaplegic homolog 6. The record is from RefSeq and is a predicted model, not a curated record. Gene Ontology annotation, cellular component: heteromeric SMAD protein complex. NCBI's taxonomy places the organism in Eukaryota, Metazoa, Arthropoda, Insecta, Lepidoptera, Tortricidae. The coding region runs from base 173 to 1132 and encodes 319 amino acids. Gene Ontology annotation, molecular function: I-SMAD binding; transcription regulator inhibitor activity. Gene Ontology annotation, biological process: cell differentiation; transforming growth factor beta receptor signaling pathway; SMAD protein signal transduction. The transcript is spliced from 5 exons.